ACAAGGCAAACUUGGUGAAGCACCCACCAGUGGCCAUCCUGCCUCUGGGAACGGGCAACGACCUGGCCCGGUGCCUGCGCUGGGGAGGAGGCUACGAAGGAGGCAACCUGAUGAAGGUCCUGAAGGACAUCGAGCACAGCACAGAGGUGAUGCUGGACCGCUGGCAGAUAGACAUCAUUCCCAGUGACAGAGAGGCCAAUGGAGACCCUGUGCCCUCCACCAUCAUCAACAACUACUUCUCCAUUGGGGUGGACGCCUCCAUUGCCCACCGCUUCCACAUCAUGCGAGAAAAGCACCCUGAGAAAUUCAACAGCAGGAUGAAGAACAAGCUGUGGUACUUUGAAUUUGGGACAUCAGAGACCUUCGCAGCCACCUGCAAGAAGCUCCACGACUACAUCGAGGUGGAG
Antrostomus carolinensis (chuck-will's-widow) is the source of this 407-nucleotide messenger RNA. RefSeq names its product diacylglycerol kinase beta-like. The transcript has 4 exons. Gene Ontology annotation, molecular function: ATP-dependent diacylglycerol kinase activity. The annotation marks the transcript as partial. NCBI's taxonomy places the organism in Eukaryota, Metazoa, Chordata, Aves, Caprimulgiformes, Caprimulgidae. Gene Ontology annotation, biological process: phospholipase C-activating G protein-coupled receptor signaling pathway. Gene Ontology annotation, cellular component: plasma membrane. The record is from RefSeq and is a predicted model, not a curated record.